This is a messenger RNA of Colletotrichum graminicola M1.001, 909 nucleotides long. RefSeq names its product Rtr1/RPAP2 family protein. The transcript has a single exon. Gene Ontology annotation, cellular component: nucleus; cytoplasm. Gene Ontology annotation, molecular function: RNA polymerase II CTD heptapeptide repeat phosphatase activity; RNA polymerase core enzyme binding. NCBI's taxonomy places the organism in Eukaryota, Fungi, Ascomycota, Sordariomycetes, Glomerellales, Glomerellaceae. The coding region runs from base 1 to 909 and encodes 302 amino acids. The record is from RefSeq and is a predicted model, not a curated record.
AUGGCCACCGAUGGCCGGCCACUGAAGGGCAUCCUCAAAAAUUCAGCUGGCGUCUCCGGCAGCAGCAACUCUGGUGCCGCCGCCGCCGUGCUCAACCCGCGAAAGCAGGACCCCCGCGAAAUCGCGCUCCAGCACGCCCGCAUCAUCCAACAGCGCAAGGACCUCGAGAUCGAGAUCCUCGAGAGCUUGGCCCUGCUGUCCGAGUACCCCACCGAGCGCAGCAGCCGCCUCUACUCAGCCGCGAACCCCUCACCCCGCGACGUCGCCGACUUCAAGGCCAACGUCCGCCUCUUCCAGCCCUCCGACUACGACGACCUCAUCGAGGAGCGUAACGUCAACGGGCUGUGCGGCUAUACCCUCUGCGCCCAACCCAAGCCGGUCGCCUCCAAGGGUGGCGAAUGGCGUCUCGUCAACUUUGGUACAUCGAAUUUCGACAUCGUCAACCGCAAGGAGACGGAGAAGUGGUGUUCGAAGGACUGUCAGCGCAGGGCGCUCUACGUCAAGGUCCAGCUUAACGAGACGGCCGCCUGGGAGCGCGCGGGAAUCCCGGAUAUCGAAAUUGAGCUGCUCGGCGAGGACAGGUCGGCAAGGGCGGACCCCGCUGCACAAGCGACGCGUGACCUCGCGAACCUGAGGCUGGAGGAGGGCAGGAGGGCGGCUGAUGAAUCCGCGACGCUGGCCUUGGAGAGGGGCGAGGUGCGGCGGGAGGGCGGCCAGUCGGGCAAUACGUUUACGCUUGCGAUCAGGGAGAGAGAUGUCAAGCCGCCAGUCGAUAACGGUACCUUUGCGGAACCGGACGAUGCACAUCUGAUGGUGGAAGGACACAGACCGGGCGCUGGGAAGGCGCAGGCUCGGGCCGAGGCUUCCCAGGCUGAAGCCCGAUUUAGGAAGGAAAACGAGUUGAUGUGA